UUGUCCGGUGUGUUCAGCUUAUAAAACCGGAUCUAUUAAUUAAAAAACAAUAUGAGAUUCUUUGCAGUCAUCACUGUCUUUGUGCUUGGUGUUCUGGGUUUGGCCAAUGCUGUUCCGCUGUCACCCGAUCCUGGAGAUGUUAUCAUCAAUGGCGACUGUGUAAAUUGCAAUGUUCGCGGUGGCAAAUAGAAAAUAUACAGCCCAAGGAUUAAUACAAAAUCAUUAUUUAACUUUGUAAUACAAAUUUAAUAAAAUAAAACCUAGAUUGUA
Messenger RNA from Drosophila mauritiana, 270 nucleotides. RefSeq names its product immune-induced peptide 1-like. The coding region runs from base 52 to 189 and encodes 45 amino acids. The transcript has 2 exons. The record is from RefSeq and is a predicted model, not a curated record. Gene Ontology annotation, biological process: defense response. NCBI's taxonomy places the organism in Eukaryota, Metazoa, Arthropoda, Insecta, Diptera, Drosophilidae.